Molecule: messenger RNA, 940 nt
Organism: Drosophila ananassae
Lineage: Eukaryota; Metazoa; Arthropoda; Insecta; Diptera; Drosophilidae
Product: arginine-hydroxylase NDUFAF5, mitochondrial
Exons: 1
Coding region: 28-924 (298 amino acids)
Biological process (GO): mitochondrial respiratory chain complex I assembly
Cellular component (GO): mitochondrion
Molecular function (GO): S-adenosylmethionine-dependent methyltransferase activity
Source: RefSeq, a predicted model, not a curated record
CAGCAUUAAAAACAUCUCCACCGGAUUAUGUUGAGAAAAUUAACUAAGUUAUCGACCUUAAAGGUCAGAUGUGAGCUGCGAUCCCUUUCUUCGCUUACACAGACCUCCCAAAACAUCUUUGACAGAAAUGCCAAGCGGUUGCAAAAGGAGCGUGCUGCCCUCAGUGAAAAUGUUGGACUUUAUGAUUACCUAAAAGAAGAGGUGGGCUUUCGACUGGCGGACCGAGUAUUCGACAUUAAACGAGAGUUUAAGGCAGCCGCUGACAUUGGAUGCAGUCGUGGGUACCUGUCGAAACACAUUCUUGCAGAGAGCGUGGAGCAUCUGACGCUGACGGACUCCAGUGCCACCAUGUUGGAGCAGGCCCAGGGCACUCCUGGCCUCAAAAUGCGGAAGUUAGUGAAGGAUGAAGAAACUUUAGAUUUCGAGGAAAACUCAUUGGACCUGGUCAUCUCCAGUCUGAGUCUACAUUGGGUAAAUGACCUGCUCGGCUGUUUUGCCAACAUUAAGCGCAGCCUAAAGCCUGACGGAGUCUUUAUAGCUUCUAUGUUUGGAGGAGACACGCUGUACGAACUGUGCUGUUCCCUUCAACUGGCGGAGUUGGAGCGAAAAGGAGGAAUUUCCUCGCACAUCUCGCCCUUUACCCAGAUACGGGACAUAGGUUCUCUGCUCAACCGCGCUGGCUUUACAAUGCUAACCAUAGAUACGGACGAACUGGUUAUCGGUUACCCCAGCAUGUUCGAGUUAAUGUGGGAUCUUAAAGGAAUGGCCGAGAAUAAUGCCGCCUUCAACAGGCCAGUACAUCUUAGUCGGGAGACGAUGCUGGCGGCGAGUGCCAUAUACCAGGAGCUGUACGCAAGUUUUAGGAGCUCCUGUAGGAGCAGGAGCUGUACAGUUUUAUUUGAAACUUGCUUGAACAUAAAUUAAACUUAAAUAAACAUAA